Messenger RNA from Cutaneotrichosporon cavernicola, 1791 nucleotides. RefSeq lists its product as uncharacterized. The record is from RefSeq and is a predicted model, not a curated record. The coding region runs from base 1 to 1791 and encodes 596 amino acids. Gene Ontology annotation, molecular function: DNA binding; zinc ion binding. The transcript is spliced from 6 exons. Gene Ontology annotation, biological process: DNA-templated transcription. Lineage: Eukaryota; Fungi; Basidiomycota; Tremellomycetes; Trichosporonales; Trichosporonaceae.
AUGACCAUUGCUCAAAAGUGCGAGCAAUGCGCUGGCAAGGGCCUCGAGUGUACAUCAAACUACAUCGAACAGCUUCAGAGCAAGCCGCGGCGUCCCCGACGGUUUCGCAGUGCAGACGACAAGGAGAAGCGGUGGAGUGGCGAUGAAAUAACGCGCGUCUCCCCCACUGUGCCAAGCCGACAGCUCUCAAAUCGCUCGGCUCCGGGUGGCACAACAACCUCGGUAUCCAGCGACAGCACAGGAACAGGGGCGGGUCCAGGCCCACGGAUGGAUGAUGCAAUGGCUAUGAUGAGCUGGAUGACCCCAUCAUCUCAUCCCUUACUGUAUACCCGUCCCGGUAAGCAGGACAAGGUCAACCAGCAAGCCGAUCUGCUGCGGUAUCUGUUUAGUCCAACACCUGUGCUACACAAUGACUGGCGCUAUUCGGACGUGGCAGCGCUCGAGCAGGCGCGCGCCAAAGCAUGCGACCUGUGGGAGGAGCAGAGCGGGGCUGUAUGGGACGAGACGCCAAGUGCUGCACACCUCAGUCUCUGGGCUGCUGGCGAGGUGGAACUCGAACGUGUGGGACAAGACCUGGUGGAGACUUUCUUUCAGGUCGUGCAUUCACGUUUGCCGAUCCUCGAGGAGGCCCAGUUCAAGGCCAUGUACAAUGACCCGGACGGGGCAAUGCGGGAACCACUCUCUCACGCACUCCUCGCCGUCGUACUCGCCUUCGGGGCACGGUUUACUGAGCACGCGACAUUCCAGGCCGACCGUGAAGAGAUGUCGGGCCGUGAAGCCGAGCCUGGUCGCAGCCGCAUGUCACAGCUCCUCGUUAUCCGCGCCCGUGAAGUCGUCGAAGCCACAAAGGCGUUCCGCGUCGCGACCCUUGCCAACACUCAGGCGCUGAUGAUCCUUGAGGGUUUGACUGGACAAUCUGUCAUGCUCAAGAAGCAGUACCGGGCUUGCAACCUCGCUCUGGCAGCGCGGCACCUUGAGUCGAUGCGUGAGCCGAUCCUGCACAUUACACCUGCGUGGGACGACAAGCUUCGCACGCAGCUGGCGAUUCGGAUGAUGAUGAGCUUCGAGGGUGCGUUCUUCCGCCUACCAGAUGCCGCGGUCAUCGACAUGGUGCCCCUCAUAUCCCAAACCCUCGUUUCCGCCAGCAACGACGACGAGGUGUGGUUGACGGCCGCGCGGGCCGGGGCUGAUGUCUGCACCAAACUGUGUGCCGAGCUGUGGGUGCCCCGCACUGCGGCAAGCGGCAUCCCGCUCAACACCCUGCGCGACUUUGUGCAUGACCACAGCAAAUGGCGCGACCUGUACUCGUCCAAGCUCGGGCUGCCCGUUCCGUGGCCAGGACACUGGACCGCGUUCACGAUUGUCAAGAUCCUGAGCACGGAUGUGUUGUACCACGCGCUGUGGCUGGUGGCUGAGCGUGCGAUGGCCGACUUUGGGGUUCAGGAGGCCGGGGAGGACGCGAUGAGCGCCAUGUUCUCGUUCGAGGUGAAGCAGGUGUGCGAGCGACUCAAAAAGGAGGCGAUGCACUCUGCGAUGAGGAUUGCGAUGCUGUCUGCCCUCGCGACUGAGCAGGGAUAUCUGCGUGUCGAUCCCCUCGUGCUGUACCGUCCGAUCUACGAUGCUGGCAUGUUCCUCGCCCGGGAAGGGCUCGACGACUGCCUUGGCUGCAUUGCGGGCCUUAGACUCUACUCGGCCGCCUAUCCGCAGAUAUGGGAGCUGGCGGCCGAGAUUGAAGCUGCGUUCUUCAAUUCCAACACGCAGCCGCUGCUUGACUGCCCGCCUCUAAUCUAA